AUGUCGAAGACAGGCUACAACACCCUCCUUCUCCGUCGUCAACUCGCCGAAUUGACCAAGCAUCCUGUCGAAGGGUUCUCAGCAGGUCUUGUAGACGACGACAAUCUCUUUGAAUGGGAGAUUCUCAUCAUCGGCCCUCCCGACACCUUGUAUGAAGGGGGUUUCCUCAAGGCUCGGCUUACCUUCCCUCCGGAGUACCCUCUCCUACCGCCGAAGAUGCGGUUCCUGACGCAGAUGUGGCACCCGAACAUCUACCCGGAUGGAACUGUUUGCAUAUCAAUCUUGCAUGCCCCCGGGGACGAUCAAUACGGGUACGAGGAUGCUGGUGAACGAUGGAUGCCAGUACACACAGUGGAAACUAUUCUCAUCAGCGUCAUCUCGCUCUUGUCGUCUGACACACCCAAUCUGGACAGCCCAGCCAACGUCGACGCUGCGAAGGAGGUGCGAACUAAUCUAGCUGGCUACAAGAAGAAGGUCAGGAGGUUGGUGAGAGAGAGUGCCGAGGAAGCGUACGACUGA
Molecule: messenger RNA, 519 nt
Organism: Cyclocybe aegerita
Lineage: Eukaryota; Fungi; Basidiomycota; Agaricomycetes; Agaricales; Hemipholiotaceae
Source: the annotation of a GenBank genome assembly